This is a messenger RNA of Phycodurus eques (leafy seadragon), 1226 nucleotides long. It is a transcript of the gene ptgr2, whose product is annotated as prostaglandin reductase 2. NCBI's taxonomy places the organism in Eukaryota, Metazoa, Chordata, Actinopteri, Syngnathiformes, Syngnathidae. Gene Ontology annotation, molecular function: 15-oxoprostaglandin 13-reductase [NAD(P)+] activity. The coding region runs from base 69 to 1127 and encodes 352 amino acids. The record is from RefSeq and is a predicted model, not a curated record. The transcript has 8 exons. Gene Ontology annotation, biological process: prostaglandin metabolic process.
CUGGACUUUGUGAACGCAAUCAGUUUCAGUGAAGCUAGUUUUUGGUUAUAGCGUUUGUUUUUUCAAGGAUGCUGGUGAAGAAAGUAGUCCUCAACUCCAGACCAGGAUUAAAUGGGGUGCCAGAUCCUCAAAAUUUCCGCCUGGAGGAGACAACUCUUGGACCUGGUUUGGAAGAAGAGGAGGUGCUGGUUCGGACGCGUUACCUUUCUGUUGACCCUUACAUGAGAUGUCGGAUGAAUGAAGACAGCGGUGCGGAGUAUCUGACACCGUGGAAGCUGUCGGAGGGCGUGGACGGCGGCGGGGUCGGCGUGGUCCAGUCCAGCCGCCACGACGCCUAUCGAGAGGGGGACGUGGUCACGUCCUUCACUUGGCCUUGGCAGAGCCACGCUGUGGUGAACGCAAGCAUCCUACACAAGGUGAAUCCGGCGUUGGUGGACGGCCACGUUUCGUACUUCUUGGGCGCAGUGGGCAUGACGGGCCUCACGGCGCUACUGGGCAUGAGAGAGAAGGGUCACGUGACCAGAGGAGCCAAUCAGACGCUGGUGGUCAGCGGAGCCGCCGGGGCUUGCGGCUCGGUGGCCGGACAGAUCGGGCGAUUGGACGGUUGCUCCAGGUGUUUAUCAAAAACGGUGGUCGGUAUCUGCGGUUCCGAAGACAAGUGCAAGGCGCUGGUGGAAGUUUUGGGCUUUUCUGGGGCCAUCAACUACCGGCGGCAGGAUGUCGCCACGGGACUGCGGGAGAACUGCCCCGACGGCAUCGACGUCUACUUUGACAACGUGGGAGGUGACAUCAGCGACACUGUUAUUGCGCAGAUGAACGAGGGCGGCCACGUGAUCUUGUGCGGUCAGAUCUCGCAGUACAACAAGGACGUUCCGUAUCCGCCGCCCCUCAGCCGGGAAACGCAGGAGAACCUGCGCAGGAAGAACAUCACGAGAGAGAGGUUCAUGGUGCUCAACUACAUGGGUCAGGCCGAAGACGCCCUCUGCGAGCUCGGGCGCUUGGUCGCCUCCGGACAAGUCAAGGUGCAAGAAACGAUCGAGAACGGCAUUGAAAAUAUGGGAGUUGCCUUCUGCUCCAUGAUGAAAGGGGGAAACCUGGGCAAGCAAAUCGUGAAGAUCUCCCACUGAAUAACAACGCUGUGACAUAACAACUGUAUUGAACAUUUUUAAUCCACAGCACUAUAAACCAUUCAAUAAAAAAAAAAAGUGGUUGCUCCCUUUUUCAUU